GAAGAAGGCUGCGGGUCAGCUGACCGGAAGUGCAGUUUGCUGUGAAAUGGAUUUCUGUGUCAGUCUGACACUUUUAGAAAACACUGAAGCAACAACCAGAGAGACUCCAACACUGAGCAUCACAGGAUCUGGAUUACUGAGCUGAUCUCUACCAGCUGCAGCUCAAAGUCUCUGCAGACGAUGGCCUUCCAGGACUCAGCCGGUCUUUUCCUCUCUGCAGGGGAACAUCUCUCUAUUUAACACGCCUCACUCUUCUUCCCUCCUCCUCCUCUUCCUCCUCCUGUCUUCACCGUCUGAGUGUCCUGCAUCCUGUCUGUGAACAUGGACCCCACAGAGUCCAUGCAGCCCAGUCUGAACUCAGCCUACAUCCCGUCUGUCAUCGGGAACCACCACCACGCGUCCGAGGAUGAGGACAGCGAGGACACGAGUCCGUCCGCGUCCCUCCUCCCCAAACACUCGUCCGUGCCUCUGGCAGUCCGCUACAGUCCAGAGGACUCGUACUGUCUGGUCUACAUCAUCUUCUUCCUGAUGGGGAUCGGCUCGCUGCUGCCCUGGAACUUCUUCAUCACCGCCAAACACUACUGGCUCUACAAACUGAGCAACAACACUAAAGAGAGCAGCGACCAGGAGCAGCGUUCAGACCUCAGCGAUUACUUUGAAAGCUAUCUCACCAUCGCCUCCACGGUGCCCUCAGUGCUCUGUCUGAUACUCAACUACUUUUUAGUCAACAGGCUGUCCUCCCAUGUGCGGAUCCUGUCGUCCCUCUUUGUGAUCCUGGCGGUCUUCGUCCUGACCACGGUCCUGGUGAAGGUGGACGUGUCGGGCUGCAGGAUGGACUUCUUCUUCGGGACCCUGGCGAGCGUGGCCGUCGUCAGCGGCGCCUCCAACCUGUUCUCCGGCAGCGUGUUCGGGAUCAGCGGACACUUCCCCAUGAGGAUUUCCCAGGCUCUCAUUUCAGGCCAGGCCAUGGGGGGCACACUGAGUGCUGUGGCAUCCAUAGUGGACCUGGCGGUGGCGAAGGAUGUGACGGACAGCGCUCUGGCUUACUUCCUGACAGCUGACUUCUUCAUCCUGCUCUGCAUCGCCACAUAUCUGCUGCUGCCCAGGCUGGCAUACUCCAGAUACUACAUGCUCGCAGCAUCAAGUCCAGCACUGAUAUCUGAAGGAGGAGCAGCAGACGGUGCAGCGAGCAGACUCUCCGUCCCCCCUCUGAAGCCCAUCCUGAGGAAGACCUGGGUCCUCGGCCUGUGCGUCUUCUACGUCUUCUUCAUCUCCAUCAUGGUGUUCCCCGCCAUCUCCUCUGGGAUCCAGUCCGUCCACAAAGACAGCGGCAGCCCCUGGACCACGACUUACUUUGUGCCCCUCACCAGCUUCCUGCUGUACAACGUGGCAGACUUCUGCGGCAGGCAGGCCACGGCCUGGCUGCAGAUCCCCGGACCCACCAGCAGGGUCCUGCCGGUGCUGGUGCUCUGCCGCUCCAUCAUGGUGCCGCUCCUCGUGUUCUGUAACUAUCAGCCCAGAGACCACAUCCAGACCGUGCUCUUCACCCACGACGUCUACCCUGUGGUCUUCAACUGUCUGCUGGGCCUCACUAACGGCUACCUCGGGACUCUGCCCAUGAUCUACGGCCCCAAGGUGGUCCCCAGGGAGCUGGCAGAGGCCACAGGAGUGGUCAUGUCCUUCUUCCUCACUCUGGGCCUGGCUGUGGGGUCGGCGUUCUCGGUUCUCAUCGUGCACUGCAUCUGAUCAGACUAUCAGGCAGGGACCUCAUCAGAGACAGAGCUGAAGGAUUCAGCAGACUGUAGCUGAUGAAACCAGGACCAGGAGGAUCCUCUGCUCUGAGGGAACGUGCCUCUAAAGAGCGUCUCAUUCCCACUUUUACCAAAAAGCCUUAACUCCUCUUUAACUCACUUUAAUGCUGCAUUCAGGGGCUCCUGGGACGUUUGAGCUCUCAUGUUGGGAAGCUAUUCUGACUUUGGUGUGUUCAGCUUUAAGUUGUGAUGUGGAAACAACAUAAAUGGUACAAAGUUAACAUGUUUACUGACUCAGAGUGAAUCCAGGUUGUGUUUACAUCAAACGGUAACGAUGAUACACGUUACAGAAAGUUUCUCCAACUUUCCACGCCGUUGUUUCAGAGGUGCUCUGGAGAACUUCCACAUUCAGGAUCUCCUUUUCUAAUGAAUCUCAAACUAGACGUGCGGUCCAUGAGGGACUUCUUCUGUGUACUCAAGUUUUUACUACUUACAUUCAGACCAAAUACUAACGUGUGACAGAGAGGGAUUUAUUUUGUUUUCAGCUCAACUUUAAUAUCAAGUCCAAAGAGGAUCCACGUCCAGAGGGAAGCAGCUGAAACACCGUGGCUUAUUCUUUCUGAUCCGUGUUUCAUCUCAUGACUUUAUCAGACUUUAUAAACACUUCCAGUCAGAACUCUUUAAUCGGUUAUAAUCAUGAACUUCAGAAGUAGAGAAAUGAUGUAGAAGAUGUGUCGCAGGGUGCUUUUUGAAGAUAAUCUGCAGACUUCAUGUAGCUGAUGUUUUGUAAUGUAAUCAUUGCACAAUAAAAGUUCUUUAAAUGACA
This is a messenger RNA of Notolabrus celidotus (New Zealand spotty), 2577 nucleotides long. It is a transcript of the gene slc29a3, whose product is annotated as solute carrier family 29 member 3. Gene Ontology annotation, biological process: nucleoside transmembrane transport. Lineage: Eukaryota; Metazoa; Chordata; Actinopteri; Labriformes; Labridae. The transcript has 7 exons. The record is from RefSeq and is a predicted model, not a curated record. Gene Ontology annotation, molecular function: nucleoside transmembrane transporter activity. Gene Ontology annotation, cellular component: Golgi apparatus; plasma membrane. The coding region runs from base 322 to 1746 and encodes 474 amino acids.